Molecule: messenger RNA, 378 nt
Organism: Colletotrichum graminicola M1.001
Lineage: Eukaryota; Fungi; Ascomycota; Sordariomycetes; Glomerellales; Glomerellaceae
Source: the annotation of a RefSeq genome assembly
AUGACAUUUUUUUUCAUAUUUUUCUAUCUUAACUUUUUUUUAGCUCCACAUAAGCCUUACCAAGAAAAAUAUAGUAUAUUUGAAUGUGGUUUUCAUAGUUUCUUAGGUCAAAAUAGAACUCAAUUUGGUAUAAAAUUCUUUAUUUUUGCUUUAGUUUUUUUACUAUUAGAUUUAGAAAUUUUAAUUUUAUAUCCUUAUGCUGUUAGUCUAUACGAUAAUGGUCAGUACGGAUUAGCAACUGUAAUGGCAUUUAUUAUUAUUAUUAGUAUAGGGUUUGUAUUCGAAUUAGGUAAAAAUACCUUAAAAAUAGAUAGUAGACAAUCAGUUGUUGAUUGUUAUAAAUCGACUCGAUUUCAACACACGUUUUGUCAAAACUAA